AUGGAGCUGGCUCCUCUCCUCCUCCUCCUCGGCUUGCUGUGGGGCUGCAGUGGGCGACCCGCUAACAAGCUGGUGGUGAUGCCGCAGGAGCCAGUGGUGCGGUACGGGGGCUCGGUGCAGCUGAACUGCUCCCUGGCCUGCACGGGGGGCGCGGUGCAGUGGAAGGGGCUGGACACCAACCUGGGGAGCAUCACCUCCUUCCCCACCCACAGUAUCCUGCACGUCAGCAGUGCCGUGGUCGCCACGGCGGGCACCAAGAUCUGCCAGGGGACCUGCCACGGGCAGCACUACCAGGACAGCGUCAACCUGAAGGUCUAUGCCCUCCCGGACACGCUGCAGCUGGAGGCGACCCCCCGCGACCUGGAGCCGGGGCAGCCCGCCAGCCUGCACUGCUCGGCCCAGCGAGUGUACCCACUCAUGGGGCUGGUGGUGAAGUGGUACUGGGGGGACCAAGUGCUGGAGGAGGAAGACUUCGAUGUCACAGAGACCGACGAGGAGCUGUUUGACAUUGUGUCCACACUGUCGGUGGCUGGGAAGGAGGUGGAAGAAGGGAUGGAGUUCAGGUGCGAGGUGACGCUGAGCGUCGGACAGGAGACCUUCACCCAGGUGGCAUCUGUGACCGUGAGCGCUGGGGCCGUGACAGAGCAGCCGGUGGCCAUGGCCACCUCGACGAGGAGCCCCAGCACAGCCGGGCCUGUGACCACCACAGCGCUGUCCCCAGCGCCAAGCAUCCCCACAGAUGAUCCCACCACAGCCCUGACCACCCGACUGUGGGAGCCUGACUCUGAGACCAUCCUGGAGCCGGCUGCUGCCACCGAACCCCCCUCCACAGAGCACCCUGCUCCUGGCGACCUCAUUGCAGGCAGUACCACGGUGCGUCCGGCCACCACCACGUUCCCUGGCUUCGGCACAAAGGGGACAGGGCUGUCCACGGGGACGGUGCCCACCUGCAGCCUGCGGAUCUGGUCGCUGCCUCCCAAUGGGAUGCGGGGCAGGGCCCUGAGCAUCGAGUGCCACGCGCGGUGCGCUGGGAACGCCACUGUCCGCUGGUUGCGGACCCCCGUGAACCUCUCGCAGUACCGGGAGGAGGCAGCGGGCAGUGGCUCCACGCUGCGCCUGGACCGCGCCGAGCCCCAGCACCAGGGCCACUACCAGUGCAUCCUGCUCGGCCACCGCUCCCAGGCGGUCAGCCUGCAGCUGAUGGUUUUGGAUGAUCCGUUCAGCAUGGGCCCUGCCAUUGCCGUGGGGACCACGAUCUCGCUGUUGGGACUGAUCGUGACUGGCAUCAUGUCUCAUUGCAAGUGGAAACGAUUCAGAUCUCAGUACAAGCUGUCCUAG
Nipponia nippon (crested ibis) is the source of this 1338-nucleotide messenger RNA. NCBI's taxonomy places the organism in Eukaryota, Metazoa, Chordata, Aves, Pelecaniformes, Threskiornithidae. The record is from RefSeq and is a predicted model, not a curated record.